ACAGCAUAUUAGAAAUGGAAAUAGAUCAAUGAUAUCAGUCAAGAUAUAGAAAUAAUAGAAGCUUUGAGAUGGUCAGAAAAAAUUGAAAGCCUUAUCAAAUUACGAAAUAUACAAAACAAUAUUCGGGCAACAUUAUAAAUAAUAAAAGACCUAAAAGUUCAUCAUUUCAAAAGAAAAGUAGUAAGAUUUUGAAGAACAGACCAGUCACAGCAAAUUCCUUAUACAGAAACAAACAAAGAUUUGCAACAGAGAAUGUAAAAAUGAUUCCAAAAAUAGUACCUAAGAGCAAAGCCCAGCUUUACAAUCUAAAACCAGAUGAGGUAACCACAAAGCCUCCACAGACAGCCACUAACAGGUCAACCAAUCAUCUUUCCACUGCUAAAGUGCAGUCAGUCAGCUCAAGUAGGAAGAAGGAAAAUAGUCUGAUGAACAAGACAAUUAAUAUCAUGACUGAAAGUUCAUUGGAAAGUGGAAUCAUACAGCUUUCUUCUUUGAGUCGCAAGAAUAGACCUAUCUUUGAAGCAAGCAGGAUAGGGCUUCCACUCAAACAAAAGAAAUAACAAGCAUAAAAUGAUCGAAAGUGGCAAACUGAUGAAUGAGAACAGAGAUUUUCCUAUUAACUCUUAUUGCAGAUCAAAGACUAUUAUUGUGUCAAAGAAACAAGAUAAAUAUUCCAGAAAAAGGAGUGACGCUUGUCUAUCUAAGAUUCUAACAGAGCUUAAGAGAUGAUCCAAGAUGAAAAGAAAAGUUGUCAAAAGAAGGAGAGAGACAGAAGAGAAACCUAGAAUAACUAAAUACAAUAAUUUGGUCAAUCCAAAAGCAAUCAUUAAGAAUAAGAUGCUAAUUCAUGAUAGAAUUUCAAGUGAUAGAUCCCUUAAUAACAAUAACAAGAAGAAUCAUGCCAAGAAAGUAACUUUUUCAAAAAGCAAUCAGGUGUUUCUCAUAAAAAGUGUCAAAAGAGAUCUGAAGCAGCAUCGCUUACGUGAAAGACAGAAUAAACCAAAAAUUUCAAAUUUUUUGAUGUCGGAAUAA
Moneuplotes crassus is the source of this 1032-nucleotide messenger RNA. The record is from the annotation of a GenBank genome assembly. Lineage: Eukaryota; Ciliophora; Spirotrichea; Euplotida; Euplotidae.